AUGGCUAGGGUAGGGCUAGCUUAUAAAUUAGGUAAGAAGGAAAAAGGGAAGAACAAAUAUAGGAGUUAUAAAGAGGUAGGUCAAAUUAUAAGCUUAUAUAUAUUACUAGAUACUAGAAAGAAAAUAUAUCUAUUAUAUAAGACGUACGCAGACGGCGCUAAGAUCCGGCUAAGGAUUCGGCAGCACGUCUCGUGGAACUCUCUGGCCCUGCCCGGCGUACGGAGGCGCUGGCAACCCAGUCGAUGGCAACUUCCUCGUGGCUUGAACCAGGGUCUUUCUAACAUCUGCGCCCUAGCCGGGUACGGCGACGAGAACAACUUCAUUUCCUUAGCCUCAAGACCACCGCCCUUCCCAUGGAGGACCACGCAGAUGCAAGACGCCGAAACCCCCGCCUCAAACCGUACCAGUACAGAAGCUAACAAGAAAUUCCCCCACGCCCUCCGACUCUUUACCAGCACCUAUACCAUCGUCUACCGCCGCUUCGGCGACAACACCAUCCUCUCAUACCUACAUGUCACCCUCGUUUUCAUUUACCACCUCACCUUCUGCCCUGACGCCAUAGCCCAUGUCGCCCCUCAUUUACCCUGGAAGCUGACAGCACUCAUGCUGAAUCCGUUGGUUUCGUUUUCCUCGUCUUCUGCUGAACAGCAGCACAACGGUUCGAAUCUGUUAGAGAGUGAGGGGUUCCCCGCCAUCCGGGAGGUCCGGAAGGGUGAGGACGAGGAUGUCGAGGUUACUAAGACGACGAAAGAGGAGAGUUCUGCAGGCAAUGGGGGCCAGGAGAACACCAAGUCCUUGAAAUUGGACCUGGCCCGCCGCGGCCGCCGCCCGCUGCCAGACGACUACGCUAUGAGAGGGUUCCCUUGGGUCGAGCGGUAUUUCCCCGGUAACUGGUUCAACACGGACAAGAGGGUUGAUGAUGACGACAAGUACCUGGAGCUAGCCUCUAUGAUUCUGGAGAGGAGGAACAGGUUGUUGUGGCUGGGUACCAGGAUGUUCGGCGUCAACCCGGCAUAUGAGGUUGAGCUCGAUCUGCAGUUACCGGAAAUGCCACCUAUCCCGAGUCAGAGCGUGGAUAUGGAUAUUGAGGAUUUGCCUGAUGCGGGGAGCGUGGCGUGA
Molecule: messenger RNA, 1119 nt
Organism: Thermothelomyces thermophilus ATCC 42464
Lineage: Eukaryota; Fungi; Ascomycota; Sordariomycetes; Sordariales; Chaetomiaceae
Exons: 12
Coding region: 1-1119 (372 amino acids)
Molecular function (GO): protein binding
Source: RefSeq, a predicted model, not a curated record